Gambusia affinis (western mosquitofish) is the source of this 1330-nucleotide messenger RNA. RefSeq lists its product as uncharacterized. The transcript is spliced from 6 exons. Bases 304 to 1005 code for a protein of 233 amino acids. NCBI's taxonomy places the organism in Eukaryota, Metazoa, Chordata, Actinopteri, Cyprinodontiformes, Poeciliidae. The record is from RefSeq and is a predicted model, not a curated record.
CAUCAAGGUUCAUGCUACAUUCAUCUGCCAUUACAGUCAGUGUGAGAGUUGCAAUCAUUUUUCGCUGUCUGCUCAGGGAGCUGAAAAUUAAAUUGCAGUGUUAGCCGAACAGUUACCACAGCGAACUGGGUCAGUCCCGUACGCAAGAGCUCUGCAUUUCAUCCUGAAGAAGAGCGAACCAACCAGAAAGAUGGCUUGUUAGGUUUACAAGAAGACAUAUUCAACCACUUCCCUUUCUUAUCGCUUCCUCUGCGUCUACGUUUGUAGCAGAGGAUAAAGUGACAGUCUGGUUCUUCCUGUCAAAUGGUCACCAUGUUCAGUCUGAGGCAAGCAUCUCUACUCUUCAUUCAGCUGUUAAAAAUACAGAACGUCUUUGAAGUAUCAGCGACUCAGAUGGAAGUACAUAAGUACAUGUCGGUGUCCAGCGGCGACCCGGUCAUGUUUAUUUGCAACAUAUCAGAGAAUGCCACAACUCUAAUCAAGUGGAACAAUGGUAGAUCUCAUUUUGCAUAUUCCACUGCAUUGAAUCGGACGUUCUCAAAUUUUUCCUCUGAAAGAGUCAAAAUAGACUCAAAUAUACCUUCCAAGCUCAGCAUCUUUAAAGCGCAAGAUGAUGAUUCUGGACUGUAUACAUGCUCUGUAACUGAUGGAGGAGGCUUUCGAAACAUGGCAUGGAAUUUAGUUGUAUCUAACAAACAAGGUGUUUAUUUCUCAAGGUACACAUUUUUCAUUCUAUCAUUUGGCACUGGAUUGUUUAUAUGUUGCAUCAUGUUAGUCGUCUGCCUCUGCAAAAAGAGUUGGAGAGGAAGACAAGACCAAGGCCCAGUCUACAACCAGCACCAGCACCAGCACCAACACCAACACCAGCACCAGCACUCCCAGUCUCAACCAGAACAACAGAUCUACCAGCUAGUCAAUCUACCAGCUAGUCCAGACUGUUGGAGGAACACCCAACAGAGGAGGAUGUACAUUGAGAAACUGAAUUCAAUUUAUGACCCUCUCUGAGCUGAGACUUAUUCCAGGCCUUUGAAGAAAGAAAGAAAUGUUUGAUGGACAUUACAUGUUGUCUUUAUAAUCAGAAGAAACGCCAGAGGACAAGAAGCAGACCUCUCCCAGCAACGUGGUUAUUUUCAUAUUAAAUGGUUCAAAUCAUAAGACACAAAAACAACAGUAUGUUGUUGUUAGCAUCUUAUUGAGGGUCUGUUGCAUUGUCAGAGGUACUGCUUCAUUAAAUUUGUAUUUCAUGGUCCGCAGGUCUGGACAGGUACAACUUGUGUGCUUUUUAUAAGGACAUUUUAGAUUAGUUAUGUAUUUAUUUUUCGUUUUGUUU